Molecule: messenger RNA, 1074 nt
Organism: Purpureocillium takamizusanense
Lineage: Eukaryota; Fungi; Ascomycota; Sordariomycetes; Hypocreales; Ophiocordycipitaceae
Exons: 3
Coding region: 1-1074 (357 amino acids)
Biological process (GO): protein phosphorylation
Molecular function (GO): ATP binding; protein kinase activity
Source: RefSeq, a predicted model, not a curated record
AUGCCCGUCGACAGCAAGCAGCCCUUUGAACACUUUCGUUUUCACACCAAUGGACGGUUCAUGAAUAUCUUGUUGACGCCCGACCAGGAAUACAUCAAGAGCAUACGCAACAAGUUCGCCACCCAAUUCGCACUCGUCCGUGGGGACAAUCAAGUGACACUCGAGUACGAUCCCCAGCCCGCCGACUCGCUCGUCCAACAUGUCAACCGCCGGAGGAUACUCAGAGCUGACUUGGCGCCCGACACGGAGUACACGGAGGCCUACGGCCACUUCUGGCAUCCCGACAAGAACGGCGACAACCAUGGCGUCACCGGGCUGCCGCCCGAUCUGGCCUACGCCUGGCCCAGGCUGAAAGCGUGGGACGGCUUCCACCUCAGCUGGGUCAAGAUCCUGGGCGCGGGCGGCUUUGGCUACGCGACGCUGUGGGAGGCCGUCUUUGAGGACGGCAGCUCGACCCUGGUGGUCAUCAAGAUGCCCAAACCGGGAUCGGCGGACGCAGAAAGCAUUCAAGACGAGCUCGCAUGGCACAAGAAGUACGACGGUGCUCUGCAUACCGUGCAAGCCGUGGACCUCAACGAAAUAGUUCGCGCGAAGAGAAUGGCGCCAGGAGGGUCCCAGCUGGCGAGGAUCAGAGGGCCGACGUUCAGCCCCAGGUUCCUCAACGUCAUGGUCCUCGAGUACGCCGACCACGGAAACUUGUACGACAUGCUUGCCAAGCUGUCUUAUACCCAAGCUCGUCUUUCCAACAAGGUGUUGUGGCAGUUGUGGGACUGCUUGGUCCGGGGUGUUGCUUCAGUUUCGCGCCAAAGAGGAAUCCUCGAGCGGGAACUGAAGGGCAAUGAGCAAUAUGGCCUUGACCAAGUGCUCGCACAUCUUGAGGCUGGCGGUGACAAGUCGGUGUACGACUUUCUGGAGGAAGUGUUUGACUCACACAACGUUCACUUUGACCUCGAGGAGCAAAACGUCCUGGUCGGCUCGGAUCCGAGUCAUUACGGGAGUCCUGUCCUCAAGGCGCGUUGUCGCUCAUACCCCCCUCGACCCUCGUCGGAUGGCUUCAAACACAUACUAACAUGA